Pongo pygmaeus (Bornean orangutan) is the source of this 2164-nucleotide messenger RNA. RefSeq names its product integrator complex subunit 11 (gene INTS11). The transcript is spliced from 17 exons. Gene Ontology annotation, biological process: snRNA processing. Gene Ontology annotation, cellular component: nucleus. The record is from RefSeq and is a predicted model, not a curated record. Lineage: Eukaryota; Metazoa; Chordata; Mammalia; Primates; Hominidae. Gene Ontology annotation, molecular function: RNA endonuclease activity. The coding region runs from base 88 to 1890 and encodes 600 amino acids.
CGCACCGGAAGUUGCGCCGAGGUGGUUGCGCCUGCGCAAUGCAUCACCGCACACGGGGCUCGCGGGUCCGGGAGCGCGACGGAGACGAUGCCUGAGAUCAGAGUCACGCCCUUGGGGGCCGGCCAGGACGUGGGCCGAAGCUGCAUCCUGGUCUCCAUUGCGGGCAAGAAUGUCAUGCUGGACUGUGGAAUGCACAUGGGCUUCAAUGACGACCGACGCUUCCCUGACUUCUCCUACAUCACCCAGAAUGGCCGCCUGACAGACUUCCUGGACUGCGUGAUCAUUAGCCACUUCCACCUGGACCACUGCGGGGCACUCCCCUACUUCAGCGAGAUGGUGGGCUACGACGGGCCCAUCUACAUGACCCACCCCACCCAGGCCAUCUGCCCCAUCUUGCUGGAGGACUACCGCAAGAUCGCCGUGGACAAGAAGGGCGAGGCCAACUUCUUCACCUCCCAGAUGAUCAAAGACUGCAUGAAGAAGGUGGUGGCUGUCCACCUCCACCAGACGGUCCAGGUAGACGAUGAGCUGGAGAUCAAGGCCUACUAUGCAGGCCAUGUGCUGGGGGCAGCCAUGUUCCAGAUUAAAGUGGGCUCAGAGUCUGUGGUCUACACGGGUGAUUAUAACAUGACCCCAGACCGACACUUGGGAGCUGCCUGGAUUGACAAGUGCCGCCCCAACCUGCUCAUCACAGAGUCCACGUAUGCCACGACCAUCCGUGACUCCAAGCGCUGCCGGGAGCGAGACUUCCUGAAGAAAGUCCACGAGACCGUGGAGCGUGGUGGGAAGGUGCUGAUACCCGUGUUCGCGCUGGGCCGCGCCCAGGAGCUCUGCAUCCUCCUGGAGACCUUCUGGGAGCGCAUGAACCUGAAGGUGCCCAUCUACUUCUCCACGGGGCUGACUGAGAAGGCCAACCACUACUACAAGCUGUUCAUCCCCUGGACCAACCAGAAGAUCCGCAAGACUUUCGUGCAGAGGAACAUGUUUGAGUUCAAGCACAUCAAGGCCUUCGACCGGGCUUUUGCCGACAACCCAGGACCGAUGGUUGUGUUUGCCACGCCAGGAAUGCUGCACGCUGGGCAGUCCCUGCAGAUCUUCCGGAAAUGGGCCGGAAAUGAAAAGAACAUGGUCAUCAUGCCCGGCUACUGCGUGCAGGGCACCGUCGGCCACAAGAUCCUCAGCGGUCAGCGGAAGCUCGAGAUGGAGGGGCGGCAGGUGCUGGAGGUCAAGAUGCAGGUGGAGUACAUGUCAUUCAGUGCACACGCAGACGCCAAGGGCAUCAUGCAGCUGGUGGGCCAGGCAGAGCCGGAGAGCGUGCUGUUGGUGCAUGGCGAGGCCAAGAAGAUGGAGUUCCUGAAGCAGAAGAUCGAGCAGGAGCUCCGGGUCAGCUGCUACAUGCCGGCCAAUGGUGAGACGGUGACGCUGCCCACAAGCCCCAGCAUCCCCGUAGGCAUCUCGCUGGGGCUGCUGAAGCGGGAGAUGGCGCAGGGGCUGCUCCCUGAGGCCAAGAAGCCUCGGCUCCUGCACGGCACCCUGAUCAUGAAGGACAGUAACUUCCGGCUGGUGUCCUCAGAGCAAGCCCUCAAAGAGCUGGGUCUGGCUGAGCACCAGCUGCGCUUCACCUGCCGCGUGCACCUGCAUGACACGCGCAAGGAGCAGGAGACGGCGUUGCGCGUCUAUAGUCACCUCAAGAGCAUCCUGAAGGACCACUGUGUGCAGCACCUCCCAGACGGCUCUGUGACUGUGGAGUCCAUCCUCAUCCAGGCCGCCGCCCCUUCUGAGGACCCAGGCACCAAGGUGCUGCUGGUCUCCUGGACCUACCAGGAUGAGGAGCUGGGGAGCUUCCUCACAUCUCUGUUGAAGAAGGGCCUCCCCCAGGCCCCCAGCUGAGGCCGGCAGCUCACCCAGCCACCACCUCUGCCCUCUCCCAGCUGGACAGACCGGGGCCUGCACUUCAGGACUGUGGGUGCCCUGGGUGAACAGACCCCACAGGUCCCAUCCCUGGGGACAGAGGCCUUGUGUCACGCGCCUGCCCAGGCAGCUGUUUCCAGCUAAAGAAAUAAACUGGCCUCCGGGCUGUCUUGCCUUUAUUCCUGCUUCUGGGCCCCCAAAUGGUUAGGGCAGGUGAUCCCAGACAGCGGUUUCCAGUAAAAACUGAACAAAA